AUGUGUGCCUGUAUCCAGUGUAUGGCAGGAAGUAAAGACGACCCCUGGUUUGCGGGACGCCACAAGAACCUGGUGCCAAAACUUCUGUCCAGGCAGAACAGCGAGCUCAGUCCGAUCACCAGGAAAUGGUGGGAGAGGCUUCAAGGUUGGGUAGGUAAAAAGAACUACGGUGCAGUUGUGAAGACUCUGUUCUCGCUGUUCCCUGAUGAAGAACACUACUCUGACACUGGUCCUCACCGCUGCAGAACCUGUGCUGUAGUGGGAAACUCUGGAAAUCUGGAAGGAUCUCAUUAUGGCCCUCUAAUAGAUGCCCAUGACUUUGUUAUAAGAGGAAACACUUCCCCCACUGCAGGCUUUGAGAAGGACGUUGGGUUGAAGACCACUCACCAUGGUAUCUACCCCGAGAGUGCUGUGGACAUGGACAACUCCACCCACCUCGUCUUGGUAGCAUUUAAAAUUCUGGAUCUUGAGUGGCUCAUCAGUGUCUUCACGACCAAACACAUCACGCGGUGAGAGCACACACCUGACCAGAGAA
This is a messenger RNA of Pygocentrus nattereri (red-bellied piranha), 535 nucleotides long. RefSeq names its product CMP-N-acetylneuraminate-beta-galactosamide-alpha-2,3-sialyltransferase 2-like. Lineage: Eukaryota; Metazoa; Chordata; Actinopteri; Characiformes; Serrasalmidae. The record is from RefSeq and is a predicted model, not a curated record. Gene Ontology annotation, molecular function: beta-galactoside (CMP) alpha-2,3-sialyltransferase activity. The transcript is spliced from 4 exons. The coding region runs from base 1 to 513 and encodes 170 amino acids.